Messenger RNA from Aspergillus heteromorphus CBS 117.55, 1631 nucleotides. RefSeq names its product putative neutral amino acid permease. Gene Ontology annotation, cellular component: vacuolar membrane. Bases 62 to 1456 code for a protein of 464 amino acids. Gene Ontology annotation, molecular function: amino acid transmembrane transporter activity. Gene Ontology annotation, biological process: amino acid transmembrane transport. The transcript has 10 exons. NCBI's taxonomy places the organism in Eukaryota, Fungi, Ascomycota, Eurotiomycetes, Eurotiales, Aspergillaceae. The record is from RefSeq and is a predicted model, not a curated record.
GUCCGUGCCCGCCAGUGAUCUGCACUAGAUCGCCACACUUGCCCCUACCCCGGAUUCUGCGAUGUCACGUAGUCCGAUCCGCGGCGUGGAGGACCCGCCCGUGGAACAGCCAAACAAGGACGAGACGGUGGCCGACAGCAUCCCCCUGGCCGGUGAGAAUCGUCCUGAACGCGAAGAUCCCUUCGACGAGGAUCCCUUUGGCCAUGAUGGUCUGGGCGUGGUCAGGUACCGCACUCUAGCCUGGUGGCAAUGCGGAAUGAUCAUGAUCGCCGAGACUAUCUCACUGGGUAUCUUGUCGCUCCCCUCGGCCGUGGCGAACCUGGGUCUGAUCGCGGCGGUGAUCCUGAUCGUCGGACUGGGCACCCUGGCUACCUACACCGGCUAUACCCUGGGGCAGUUCAAGCUGCGCUAUCCCCAUGUUCAUAGUAUGGGGGACGCGGGUGAGGUGCUGAUGGGACGCGUCGGACGCGAGGUCCUGGGCACCGCGCAGCUGCUCUUCCUGGUCUUUAUCAUGGGCAGUCAUAUUCUCACCUUCACGGUCAUGAUGAAUACCCUCACUGAUCACGGUGCUUGUUCCAUUGUGUUUGGGAUCAUGGGCCUGGUUUUGUCCUUUGUGCUCACGCUUCCUCGCACCCUGAAGAAGGUGUCGUGGUUUUCCAUUUCAUCGUUCAUUAGUAUCUUCUCCGCGGUGAUGGUCACCAUGAUUGCCAUCUCGAUCCAGCGGCCCGGUGAUGGGCGUGUGGAGGCGACCGUGUCGAAUAGCUUCUAUAAGGCGUUCUUGUCGGUCACCAACAUUGUCUUUGCCUACGCCGGGCAUGUGGCCUUCUUUGGCUUCAUCUCGGAGAUGCGCGUGCCCACCGACUACCCGAAGACGUUGUUUCUGUUGCAAGGCAUCGAUACUUCGAUGUAUGUGGUCACCGCGGUGGUCAUAUACCGGUACGGGGGAAAGUAUGUGGCUUCGCCGGCGCUGAGCUCGACCAGUCCCUUGCUGUCCAAGAUCGCCUAUGGCCUCGCCAUUCCAACAAUUGUCGUAUCGGGGGUCAUCAACGGCCAUGUGGCAUCCAAGUACAUCUACGUGCGAGUGUUCCGAGGCACCGGUCGCAUGCACCAGCGCGGACUUGUCUCGGUCGGAUCGUGGGUGCUCAUCGCGCUGAUUCUGUGGACGCUUGCCUGGAUUAUUGCGGAGGCGAUACCGGUGUUCAACGACCUGUUGAGUCUGAUUACGGCGCUCUUUGCGAGUUGGUUUACAUACGGUCUGAGCGGAGUCUUCUGGCUCUUCCUCAACUGGGGUAGAUACUCCUCGUCGCCGCGAAAGAUCUUCCUGACGGGUGUCAACCUGCUGGUGGUGGGCAUCGGAGGGUGUCUGUGCGGGUUGGGUCUUUACGUCUCGGGCAAAUCCAUCCACGAUAAUCCGAAUAGUGCCAGCUUUUCGUGCGCCAACAACGCCAAGGCUUAAAGCUGAUUGGGGGGAACAUGGGCUUAUGAACAGAAUAAUGCAGGCAUAUUCCGGGGGAUCCUAGAUCCAGGCACACCCACAGAGGACACAGAGUACCUUAAUAAUGAUGUCAGUUCUGGUACUCGGAGCCUAGAAAGGGUCGAGAUAGCUGCUUGCCACUAGGCCCGCAUGAGAC